AGAAGUAUUAUAAAUAUGACUAAAUUUUUUUUUUCCUUAUUUUUGAAUGGUCAGAAGUUCUCAAAUUCUGCCGCUUACUGCAGUUGUGCAACUGCAUAUUCUUCAUGUGCUUUCCUUUGCCAUUGCUUUGUCUUCAUAAGUUUAGAUGCCCUGGUGGUUAGAGUACAUUUUAGUAGCUUCAUUGUUAAAGAUGGACAUAUUCUCAUAGUUUUGUAUGAAAUUAUUUCUCUAAGCAGGGCUGUGGUGCCUAUAAUUCAGGGUUAUGAAGAUGCUGGGGACUUCACUGUGGCAGAAAGAUUGAAGACUAGUGUACAUGUAAACUUAGUCUUCUACCUGUGUGUCGGUUCUAUUGGACUUUUUGGACUUAUACUGCUCAUUAUUUUGCGCAAAUACAGGAAUGUUACUAUUCUUGGUUUUGCGAUGGCUUGUUCAAAUACUUUUGGGCUCGUAACUGGUGCAUUUCUUCUUGGCUUUGGUUUGAGUGAGAUUCCAAAGGGUAUCUGGAAAAAUGUUGAUUGGACUUUUCGUCAAAAGGUUCUUUCUCAAAAAGUGGCUAAAAUGGCUGUGAAACUUGAUGAUGCUCAUCAAGAAUUUUCAAAUGCAAUUGUAGUUGCUCAAGCAACAUCAAAGCAAAUGUCUAAGCGUGAUCCUUUGAGACCCUACAUGAAUGUUAUUGAUAACAUGUUGCUUCAGAUGUUUAGCGAAGAUCCAUCUUUCAAACCACAAGGUGGAAGAUUUGGAGAAAAUGAUAUGGAUUAUGACACGGAUGAAAAAUCAAUGGCGGCUCUUAGGCUUCAAAUUAAAAGAGCUCGAGAGGAGUAUUACCGGUGCAAAAGUGAAUAUAUGAAUUUUGUGAUGGAAGCCCUCGAACUGGAGGACACUAUAAAGAAUUACGAUCGUCGCCAUGCCACUGGAUGGAAAUUCAUUUCAAGCUUUAGGCCUGAGCGAGCAGGCGCACUAGGAUCCUUUCUUGAUAUGAUUGAGUUGGUCUACCGGUGUAUUCUAAGGAAGCAACUUGAGAAAGUCUUGGCUGUGAUACUUGGUUGCAUGUCAGCUGCAAUUCUGUUGGCUGAGGCUACUAUACUUCCAAGUGGAGUUGAUUUGUCUCUAUUCUCUAUACUGAUAAAUGCUGUAGGAAAGCAAGAGGUACUAGUGCAGGUGGCUGCCUUCAUUCCUCUGAUGUACAUGUGUGUGUGCACAUACUAUUCCUUAUUCAAAAUUGGAAUGUUGACAUUCUAUUCAUUCACUCCAAGGCAAACAAGUUCAGUCAGUUUGCUUAUGAUAUGCUCGAUGGUCGCGCGAUAUGCACCUCCGAUUUCCUACAACUUUCUCAAUCUUAUUCGUCUUGGUGAGAAGGAUGAGGAUAAAAAAACUAUCUUUGAAAAGAGAAUGGGGAAUAUUGAUCAAGCUGUCCCUUUCUUUGGAAAUGGAUUUAAUAAAAUCUACCCACUUAUCAUGGUUAUAUACACCAUAAUGAUUGCGAGCAAUUUUUUUGAUCGGAUCAUUGAUUAUUUUGGAAACUGGAAGAUAUUCAGAUUUCAAAGUGAAGCUGAUGAUAUAGAUGACGGAUUCGAUCCAUCAGGAUUGAUGAUUUUGCAGAAAGAACGUUCUUGGCUUGAUCAAGGUCAUAAAGUUGGUGAACUUGUUAUUCCAUUAGCAAGGAAUUUCAACGACAUAAAUAUGGAUCUUGAGUCUAGCAGCAAUAACAAGGUUGCCGUUGACACAAAAACAACAACCAGUUUGAUCGAGGAUGGGCAGAGAGAUUACUUAAUACUUUCAAGAGGAGAGGCCCAUCAUCAAACCAGCAGAGAAUCCAUUGCCAGAAAGUACGUAGCUGUAAGAGCACAACAGAGCAAACAACCGAUCACACAAAAUUUGACAGAGAAGAGCAGAAGAGCAUCCUUCAAUGCUACUUUCCCUGAUGCAGGCAGCUCCCAGAAUACAACAGCCGGACCAUCUUCCAGAUUAUCCUCAACCUGGGAAUCUAUGAAGACUGGUCUCCAAAAUCUGAAGUCUAAUAUGGGUGCCAAGAAAUUCCUUCCCUUGCGCGAAAUUCAAGAUACAAAACACUCCCUGGUUUCCUCAUCUGAAUCCCUCGAUGACAUAUUCCAGAGAUUAAACCAGCCUAAUAUGAACCAUAGAAGUUAUGGUGGUGGUGAUGAUUAUGACGAUGAACUUGAUGAUCAUUCAAUUAAUGUCAGGAAGCUCAGGAGCAUUGGGUGAUACAUAACCAAAGGUGCAUUCUUCAGGAGUCUUGGCAUACAUGAAAGGUAUACAUACAUGUAUUAUACCAGUAUACAUGAAAAUACAAAAUGUAAGCUUGUAACUUUUACUGUGGAUGUUAGUGACUACAACGGAAGAUGAUAGUUCUCAAUGAAUACAAAAUUUUUCCCCCUCUUCAAAAAGUUGAACUUCAUCUUGUGCAAUUUAUCAUGAAAUUCAAUUCAAAUUCAAUUCAUUGUUUUGAGUUUCCAAGUAA
This is a messenger RNA of Camellia sinensis, 2479 nucleotides long. The record is from RefSeq and is a predicted model, not a curated record. Lineage: Eukaryota; Viridiplantae; Streptophyta; Magnoliopsida; Ericales; Theaceae.